AUGACAGGAUCUGCUAAUAUAAACUCUGUUCAUCAUGCGGCACCGAUGGUUUACAACAUACGUUUUCAAGGAUCAUGCGCGCUUAUGCAGACAUCAAAUUGGGCGCUCACACGAAUACUGAUCAAUAAUAAAGUGCUUAUCUCAAACCGGCUGCUGCCAAACAACGAUCAACGCCACGUAGUCGCACCUGAUCUUGGCAAAAAUAUCGAUGAAUCAGACACUCGAGGUGGAAGUAUGCAUGCCAGCGGGAGCACCACAUCUGUUGCUGCAGUGUGUUCGAAGUCGGAUCUGGUCUUAUUACCAGCGGGAACCCAUUUCAUCGGCGUUGGAGGGCGUACAACAGGUGGCCCGUUUCAUGUCUGGGGUGGAGAGUUGUUGGUUGAAGCCACUGAGUAUGAUCCACGUGUUCACAUCGGCCUGAGCUAUCCCACGAUUUAUUGA
This is a messenger RNA of Adineta ricciae, 441 nucleotides long. The record is from the annotation of a GenBank genome assembly. NCBI's taxonomy places the organism in Eukaryota, Metazoa, Rotifera, Eurotatoria, Adinetida, Adinetidae.